This is a messenger RNA of Penaeus chinensis, 990 nucleotides long. RefSeq lists its product as uncharacterized. NCBI's taxonomy places the organism in Eukaryota, Metazoa, Arthropoda, Malacostraca, Decapoda, Penaeidae. The record is from RefSeq and is a predicted model, not a curated record. The transcript is spliced from 6 exons. Gene Ontology annotation, biological process: protein phosphorylation. Gene Ontology annotation, cellular component: Golgi apparatus. Bases 16 to 990 code for a protein of 324 amino acids. Gene Ontology annotation, molecular function: phosphotransferase activity, alcohol group as acceptor.
AGCGUUGGCACCCCAAUGUUGGCACCGGGGCAUCGACGGGCACCAGGGCAGGCCAGGGUAGUGCUGGGGCUUAGUGUGGCAAACCACAUAACAAGGCUAAGAAUAAUGGGUUUGGUACGGCGUAUGCUAGUGUGGUUGGCCUGGUGUGCUGUUCUUACAGCAUCUUUGAAUCUUUUGAUGGUCAGCAGAAUCACUACAGACUCCUUCCAAAGCAGGCACCACCAUCCAAACCCUCUGCCAACCUCAGCAGUACCGAACUACAUUAGACGAAAGGAAAAAGUCUACCUACAGGGGGAGGUAUAUGCAGUAAGGGAGAUCCAUAACCCAGAAAAGUAUGAGCUAAAUCGCACAGGGCUGCAAAUGUUGUCCUUGUUAUAUAAACACCUUCCAGCCAUCAGGGUGCAAUAUUCAACUAUUUCCCCACAAAUAAUGGAUAUUGUUCAGAAGUUGAAAAGAGACAUAACAAGGAGGGGAGUGACAGAUGACCCAUGGGACUUAGCAAGGAAGUGGGCCAAGCCAAGGUCAUUGCUUCCGGAAUCAGCCCCUGGAUUAGGAGAUGUUCUCGCUGCCCUUUCUACGGCUCCCAUCACAGCAGCUGAUAUUGGUUACAGAGGAACACAGCUCAAAGUGUCUCUCCGGUUGAAAGGUGGCCAGAUUGUAAUUUUUAAACCAUUAAGGUAUUCUCGUAAUGAGCUCAUCGAAGGUAUUUACUCAGGAUUUGAUCGACAUAAUGGAGAAAUAGCUGCAUUCCAUCUGAGUAGACUUUUAGACCUGCGGAUGGUACCCCUUACUGUAGGUCGCAACGUCUCUCUCAAAAGACAGAUACUUCCUGUUUCGGCCAGGAGACUUAGCAAAACAUUCUUCCCAGGGAGAGAUGCCCAGGGGCUUCUCAGAUCUAGAGCUCUCUAUAGGGGUGAGGUAGUUAGACUAGAGGGACAACACAGCGGGAUCACAUUUCGAUUAGAGACCUAUCAAGAGCAAGAGGUGUAG